AUGCUAGAUGAAGUAGUGGAUUUAAAAGAUUUGGAUGAGAUUGAGAGGAAGCCUAAAUAUGAAGCUUCAGUUUCUAUUAGGGAGCCAACAGUUUUCCAGUCAAGCACUCUAUUGAAGCCUCUUGUUCCCCAGUCUAGCAUUGUUGAUCAAUACCGAAAUCAAAUCAAGCUACGACAUUCUAUGAACCUAGAAAAACAAACAUUAAAAUGUAUGGCAAGUGAAAGCAAAGCAGCAAAUGUCACUUUUAAAGAUGUUGGAGAAAGAAAAUUCCUUAAACUAGAUAAGAACGUUCUGCUAGGGAGUGGGAGUAACGGAACUCGUGUUUAUCUAGGAACAUUCCGUCAGAGUGUAACUAAUGAUGAAACGCUGGUAGCCAUCAAAAGGAUCCAAUAUGAUACUGAGGCAGAGUAUAAAGCAACAUACCGAGAGGUUGCUACUCUGCAGAAACUGAAUCAUUCCAAUGUGAUCAAAUAUUUAUUCGCUGACAACAAUGAUGAAUUCAAUCUUAUGUUUAUCGCUCUUGAGUUAUGCAGAGGAUCUUUAAUCAAUAUAUUUGAACUCCGCAAAGAUGUUUUUGAAUGUCCCUUUAUACUCAAAAAUCGAGCUCCUGCUAACGAUUGGUGGUUUAAAAAACAUUUGCUUCUUGGAAUUGCAAACGGUCUAGAUUACAUCCAUCAACAGGGUCAUGUCCAUAGAGACCUUAAACCACAAAACAUUCUUGUUCAGGGAGAUGACAGCAACAUCUUUGGUUACAAAGCAGUAAUAUGUGACUUUGAGCUCGCCAAAGAAAUGGAGGCAGGGAAGUCCAAAUUGUCUGUGUCUCAGGGGAUUGUUGGUACCCAGGGUUGGAUGGCUAAGGAGGUGCUUGCCGGAGGAGCACAAACUAAAGCUUUAGAUGUGUUUGCUUACGGGUGUAUAGUACAAUUUGUCCUGGUAGAGAACAGAGAUAAGCAUGCAAUCCAUCCAUUUGGAGCAGACAUCCACCGGGAUAAUGCCAUCAUGGAAAGUAAGCGGUCUUCAUACAUUAGUACACAUAUUGCUGAUAUAAAUGGCUCAAUUCGUACUACUGGUCAAUCUUAUUAUGUCGGUGAAUUACUGCAGGGUAGAAGUGGGCUAGGAUAUGAAUAUCUUGGUGAUGCAAUUAUAGCUGAUUUACUCGUUAGUGUUUGCAUAUCAGGGGAUAAAACUGUCCGACCUUCAGCUCCUGAACUGUUACUCCAUCCAUUCUUCUGGUCGUAUGAGAAGAGAAUUCAGAGCAAUGAAAUGAUGUUUAAUUUGUAUAAACACGACUUUCAAAGACACGACAUAGUGUCGUUGAUGGAGAAGAAUUGGAGAAUCCUCAACACUUAUACCUAUUCCUCAUUAAUACCUGAUGCAUGGGAAUAUUAUGUUUCUCAUAGAAAAGCAACUAAAGGAAAGGUACCUUCUUCAAGACUGAGUAGUUCUCUCUUCAACUGUUUGAUGAGGCUGAUUCGAAACCUUCAGCAGCAUUACGAAGAAGCAAUUGCUCUGUCACCUGAACUUGAAGUUGCUUUAGAUGGGAACUCAGAGUCUCUGGGUAAAUAUUUUUUCGAAGGAGUGCCCCUGGCAUUUCCAGUAAUAUACAUUUACUUGUUUCAAUACCAAUGCAAUUCUCCGGAGAAAACUAUUGAAGUAAAACGGAAGAUCUAUCAGCAGCAACUCUCCACUCUUAUGAAUCUCAAGAGCAAUCAUCGUGCAUUGUAAACUUGAGUGGGACAUAAUUUUAGCAGUAGAUACUUUUAAGAAGGGCAUUUAUAAUUCAUUUAUUCAACGUUAUUAAUUUCGGUGUAUCAUUAUUAGUUUAGAUAUCAUCUGAUAUUGGCUUACAAAUAUAAUUUUAUCAACAAAUAAAUAAUUACAGAGAACCAACCAGUUUUUUUGUUUAUUGUCGUUGUUGGGUUUUUAAAUGUGACUUUUUCUUCAAUUAUUUCAGAUUAUUUAUUCGAUGGAUUGUUCAAUUGUCAAACUUUAUCAGUGUUGUAUUUCGUUGAUUGAUAAAUAAAUGAAUGUAUGAGUAAUAUCUAUCUGCUUUUUCUGAAAAAGAAGUUAAAAGAAGAAGUCAUAGAGCUUUUUGAGUUUAGAAUUAGGUACUAUUUUUUUACUAAUAAAGAAGUAAAGAGCUAUUUCGUCUUGUCUUUGUCAUUUUGUCGUGUUAUUUAAAUAGCCAUGUUUCUUCUUUAUGAUUAUCGGGAAUUUAUAUUAUUUUUCAUAGUUAAUGACUUGGCAUUAGACACGGUGUUUUAUUAUACUAAAGUCAAGGAUUAAUUCUUUUAACCAUUUUAUUCUUUUAUUGUAUUAAUUUUUUAUUUAAGUUCUUUCAAACUAUUUAUUUAUCUAAAUAUCUAUUACAUUGUUCAAAAAUUUUGGAUU
Molecule: messenger RNA, 2391 nt
Organism: Bolinopsis microptera
Lineage: Eukaryota; Metazoa; Ctenophora; Tentaculata; Lobata; Bolinopsidae
Product: serine/threonine-protein kinase/endoribonuclease IRE2-like
Exons: 1
Coding region: 1-1725 (574 amino acids)
Biological process (GO): protein phosphorylation; endoplasmic reticulum unfolded protein response
Molecular function (GO): protein serine/threonine kinase activity; ATP binding; RNA endonuclease activity
Source: RefSeq, a predicted model, not a curated record